CUCAACUCUUUUCUUUGUAGAAACAAACAAAGAAAGGAAAAGAGGAGAUGAAAAACAUCAAUGGAGGAAUUCUAAGGAAAAUCAAAUCCCUUCCAACAUUAGUUUUCCAAGUAAAUCAUCCAACCAAACAUCUCCAAAGUCAACUAACAACAAACACACAACAUGACAAUAAGAUGCUUUGUCAAAACAUUGAUCUUGCAAAUGAUGUUGAUCAUCAAGAGACUACAUGUGAAUAUGAAACUCAUCAUCUUUUUCAAGAAUCAAACACUAUGGAGGAAAACAAACUCUUGUGUGAUUUUGAAUACAAGUGUCCACAAGGAGGAAAAGACGCGAUCAUUCUCUACACAACGAGCCUAAGAGGGAUAAGGAAGACGUUUGAGGAUUGCAACAUGAUUCGAUUCCUACUAGAAAGCUUUCGUGUUGUCUACUAUGAACGAGAUGUAUCCAUGCACAUCGAGUAUAGAGAGGAGUUGUGGAGGAUUCUUGGAGGAAGAAUUGUCCCUCCAAGAUUGUUUAUUAAAGGUAGAGACAUUGGUAGAGCUAAUGAAGUUGUUGGACUUCAUGAACAAGGGAUUUUAAAGAAACUAUUACAUGACAUUCCUUUAAUUUCUUCAAAUUUUCCAUGUAAUGGUUGUUGUGGGAUUAGAUUUGUUUUGUGUUUGAGUUGUCAUGGAUGUUGCAAGAUCAUAGAUCAAGAUCAAGGUAAAGAUACUAAUGGAUAUCGAAUUCGAUGUCCAAAAUGUAACGAAAAUGGAUUGAUCAAGUGUCCUGUUUGUAGUUAGGUGCCAUCUUCUUGUAAAUAUAGUAUCAUCUUGAAGCUUCAGUAAAGUUGUUUCAGUAUUACUAAGUCAUAAGGUUCGAGCCAUGGAGCCAAUGAUGUUUGUUUGAGUUAGAGUAAACUAUUUGCAUUACACCUUUUGGGAGUGUGGUCCUUAGAGAUCUACACGAACGUGAAACGCUUCGUGCAUCGAGAUGUCAUUUAUGUUAGACUACAUGUAACUAAUGUUUAUGGUUGACUUAGAAUCAG
This is a messenger RNA of Solanum tuberosum (potato), 1027 nucleotides long. RefSeq lists its product as uncharacterized. The transcript has a single exon. The coding region runs from base 48 to 782 and encodes 244 amino acids. NCBI's taxonomy places the organism in Eukaryota, Viridiplantae, Streptophyta, Magnoliopsida, Solanales, Solanaceae. The record is from RefSeq and is a predicted model, not a curated record.